This is a messenger RNA of Trichomonas vaginalis G3, 1339 nucleotides long. Its product is annotated as protein of unknown function, DUF4106 family. The record is from RefSeq and is a predicted model, not a curated record. The annotation marks the transcript as partial. The transcript has a single exon. NCBI's taxonomy places the organism in Eukaryota, Parabasalia, Trichomonadida, Trichomonadidae.
AUGUACGCCGCUCAGAAUAUAACGCCAACAGUUUUGGAUGCCAUGAAUGGAAAUGUUUCCGAAUGGUAUAACGAAUGCGACAAUGCCAUUAGAAGGUCAGAAAUAGUUCCUGGAACUUACGAAUAUACAACUGCUGUUUCUUAUGGAAACGUAGGUGAGUUUGGAGAAGGUUCUUCAACAACAGUAGAUAUUGCUUGCGACAGGUUUCAUAUUAUUUCUAUUGACAACUCUUUCUUAUACGUGGAACAAGACAUUGAAAUAAAACCUUCUGCCAAGUUGUCUGACAAGAAAGGUUGCAAUGGAAUUUUCUAUGUCGGAUACCAAUAUGCUCCAGAAGUUUUCAUGGGAUAUAAGAUAUAUUCUAACUCUGACCUAGUCCAAACAGUAACAUGGGCAAACUAUGAAUGGUUCGCUUUGAGAAACUCAGUACAACCACAAGCUAGAGAACAAACAGACCAGUAUGCAACUAUUGAAAAAAUAAGAAGACUUGACCCUAACGUUCCAGGAGUUUAUGUUGACCUUUCUGGACAAAAUGCAGCAGCAGUAACCAAAGUAAAAUUGAAACUUAGAGUUCCUUUGUCAUCUUUCCUCAUCUUCAGGUUUUUAAGAUACUUGCCAAACUGGGCAGGAAAAAUUUCUAUCGAACUUACUCCAAGCAAAAAUAACUUAGUCAUUGCACCAACACAAGACCCAUUCACUCUUACAGAAGUAGUGGGAACAAAUAAAAUGUCAUUCGCCGACUUUUGCAAAAACAAAGUUGACUUAGACUUUGGUUUCUCAAACCUCAACACUGAAGUAAACUAUUAUUUCAAUGCUGCUGGAGAUGCUUGGGACCCAGUUAAGUUCACAUGCGAAAAAUUUGAAUGCAAGAGAAUAGAAAGCAGACUUGCAGUCUAUAUGUUGGACCCAGAUAUUUCAAAUGCUUUAGCUGCCAAAUAUAUUGCAGUUCCACUUAUGUUCCCUAUACACCAAAUAUCUGUCAAAGACUUUGCAGGUGAAGUUGGAAACCAAAGUGCUGACCCAGGUGCAAGAACAGAUAUUGCCUUAACUACUGCAAUGAAACAUGCAGAUACUAUGUUUGUACUGUUCAGACGAACUAUAAAUGACUAUUCUUGCUUCUACAACCCUGGUAUUAAAUACCAUAUAAACAUAGAUGGCAAAUAUUAUCCAAGAGAAGAAUAUUCUACAGUUGAGGAUAUGAGGUCAUACAACUUGACAUUAGAUGCUAUGAACUUUAACAACAACUUCACAACAACCAUUAACCCUGAAAUGCAAAGUUCUAUUAUGCCAUAUGUGAAAGUAUGGACUCAUACAGGAGGUCAAAAAACUCAAUAUACAA